UGUGGGCUCCAACCCGGCAGCCGACAUCCUUUGCAGCCAUGGACUUGUCUCCUGGAGAUUUCUUGUCACAAGUCACGGAGCAUUGGGAGUCCAUCCGUGCCACUCAUGCCACCAUUGCGGAACACAUUGGCAAGAAAGACCUUUCAGGGUUGAUGACCUACGACGAGGAAGAUCCACAUGGUAUUCUCCCAUUGGCUCCUGAUUCACUGAAGCCCUGUGCUUGCACGAUCCGCGGGUUCGGUGCGGCAGCCGUGGCCUCUGCUGCUGAGUUUGAGUUCUUCCUUCCAGCUGCCGAGGAGGACUUGGGUGCUUUGCUGGAGUCUUGCAAUGAAGAUACCUACAAAAAGAUGCACGAGGGCCUCGAGGCGGCAUAUGAAGUUGCAAAACGAGAGGUGAGUGGGACCAGGACAGCACUUUCUGAUAUUGAGGGCAAGGGUUGGUCAGCUGCCCUUUGCCUUCAGAAAGAUCCAACAGAAGUUGCAAGCAUGGAUGACGUGGAAAAGGAAAAGGCAUUUGAACUGAUGAGAACAACCUUGGCUGGUGAGCACGUGAAAGAAUCGACAAAACAAGUCUUCCAGCUGCUGUGCACGAACGAGAUCCCGUUGCAUGAUAAGAUCCAUGCAAAGCAGAGACUGGUGGAUGCCUUACAACGAAAGGCCAUGAUGAUCACAUCAGAAAGGGCUGUGGCCGACUCGUUGGUUGCCGGCUUGGAGCAGCAGCAAGCAGAAGUACGCGAGAAGAUGCAGAGGUGCGCUCGCAUUCGUCGUGCCACCAUCCGUGAGGUGGAAGUUGCAGGACAGCAGAUGGUGGAAGCUCAGCAAGCUGCACAGGAGGCCGAAAGGAAGCACAAGGAUGCCUACAUUCGCAAUGAGGCAGCAGCCAUGCAGGAGGAGAAUCUCGAAAAAGCAGAUGAGGCGAUCAGCAAGGAGCUUGAAGCUGCUCGAGCUGCCCGUGCACAGAUGAAAGAGGAGUGCGACCACCUCGAUGUGGAGGCGACCGCCUCCACCAGAGCCAUGACCGCCAGUAACCAGGCCUGCCACAGCAGCAUUCUGGCUUAUUCCAAGCUGGCGGUGGAGGAGGCCUGGAAGAACACAGCCUUUGCCUAUGAACUUGGCAAGUGUUUGGUGGCUGCCAAGAAGAAAGAACGCGACCAUUUGUUGCAGGAGCAACGGAAGUUCCAAAAACUCGCUCAAAAACAGAAGCAACCGAAGAAGGCUGCAACCCUCGAAAAGGUGGAACAGUUCGAACGGCAGAUCUGCGAAACCAAGUCCGAGCUUGUACAGUUGGAGGCCCUGACUCUUCGCGCCGAGGAGCAAUUUAACUCCUUCAGACUCUUGCAGAGUGGGCCGGACGAGGAUGCCAUUGCCCGAGCCGCACAGGAUGCUGCACGUGAACACUAUGGAGAUUUCCAGCUCUAUGUCUCAGACGAUGAUGACUCGGAUGGCAGCACAGAAGCAUCCGGACCCACGAUGGCACUUCAGCAGCAUAUGCCAAGUCCUGUCGACAAGAUUCGUAUCGAAAUGGAGGAGAAGUUCAAGAUCGAGAAGCAGCAGAUGAUGGCAGAAUUCCAGUUGGAAAAGCAGCAGAUGUGGCUUGCGCUUCGAGAGGAGAUGAGGGCUGAACUGCAACGUGACGAUGCCAGUUCAGUGAACUCUUUCGAGCGAAUCUCAGACAUUGGUGAGUGAUUCGUGGUGAAAUGUGAUGUGUGGCCUUUGCUGUCCAUCAGCUGGCAAGUUUAGUUUGCCCUCCUUGCAGCCCGAGUGGCGAGCUACUUGCAGAGAAGUAUGAUGUUGCAUUUCCACAGCGUGAAGCACGCUUUGGAGCAGCGUGAAGCACGCUUUGUUUCAUGAAUUCGGAGAGGCCGCACUGCCCCCAUGGCAGGAACACACGUGCUGUUGUGAAAUCAAAUUGAAGAUUCAUGACGGACUCAUUGCCACAAAGCGCAUGAUUCCAUUAUGUUCCAUUGGUGACUCGGAUUAGAAACAGCUCCCGAGAAAAA
This is a messenger RNA of Cladocopium goreaui, 1999 nucleotides long. Lineage: Eukaryota; Dinophyceae; Suessiales; Symbiodiniaceae. The record is from the annotation of a GenBank genome assembly.